UUAUAUAUUUUUGUAGGUGAUAGCAGGCAGUGUUAGGAAGUGCGACUUCUGCUAACAAAAUACUGACCACAGUCGGCCUGUCCCCUUCCUGUUGUUAGGAACAGACUUCUUCCAGUAGGUUUGUGUGCUCAUAUUGUGACAGACCUUAGAGAAGACCAUUUCCUGCGGAGUAUGGGAUUGGGCAGAUAAUUGGCGCAGGUAGGUUGGAAGUCAAGGCAAAGAUAGGAGGAGACGGGCCAUAUUGGAUGGUGAGAUGAAGACCAUCUGAUGGAUGAGUUAAGGUCAAUGAAUUGAAAACUGAUACAAGGAGGACUGAGCAUGCUCGACAGAUAUAUUAAUAAUGAAAAGCCAUGUCAGAGAAAUAGCUGGUCAGCACAUAAAAAGCAGUAAAAGCCUGAAGACAUCAAUGGAUGGAGAACUUGCAAGUGAUAAAUAACUUAAUUAUUACUAAAACAAUAUAAGAGAAGUGACCAGGACAGAAAGCAACUGCAAUGGAGAGCAGAGAUACAGCAAGAUAUUUGGUGUUGCCACAGGACCCUUCUGCCAGUGUGGAGAGAGAGGUACAACUCAUCAUGGAGAACGGCGAGACAGACCAAACCAUGAUUCCAGAAGAUACUAUCAUAACAUCAUCUACUCGAGAAGAGCUGCUUGGCCAUAUUAAAAACUUACAAAAUGAAAUAACGGAAAUAGUAGCAGAAAUAGAUGAUUUUGAACGUCUGGAAAUAAGUCGUAAAAUACAGAGGGAGAAUGAAUUUCUCAGUGCUAGCAGGAAAUUUAACAUGGAUCCAGAGAAAGGAAUUCAGUUGCUGAUCAGCAGGAAAUUUCUGGAAAAAGAUGCAGAACAUAUUGCUAGCUUCCUAUAUAAAGGCGCAGGACUUAGCAAGACUUCAAUUGGGGAGUACCUUGGUCAAAGGGAUUCUCUAAAUAUUCAGGUUUUACAGGCAUUUGUGAGAUGCCAUGACCUUAACAAACUCGGACUAGUGGAGGCUCUGAGAAGAUUUCUGGGAAGUUUCAGGCUGCCUGGAGAGGCUCAGAAAAUUGAUCGAAUAAUGGAGGCAUUCUCAGCUCAUUACUGCCAGUGUAACCCAGGGACCUUACAGUCUACAGAUACUUGUUAUAUUGUCUCCUUCUCGCUGAUCAUCCUAAAUACAAGCCUGCAUAAUCCAAGUGUUAAGGACAAGCCCGACCUACAACAGUUCAUUUCCAUACACAAAGGUAUACAUCCAGGUGGUGAUAUACCCUCAGAAUUGCUGACUGAUAUGUUUGAGAGUCUGAAAAAGGAACCAUUUAGUCUACCGGAAGAGGAAGACGCCUGGGAGCUCACACUUGCCUUUCAAAAGCCACAGAGAGAGGGCUGGCUUCUGAAAAUGGGUGGCCGUGUCAAGACUUGGAAAAAGCGAUGGUUCAUUCUCAAAGAUAACUGUCUAUACUAUUUUGAAUAUACAACGGACAAAGAUCCUCUUGGAAUAAUUCCUCUGGAAAAUCUGUGUGUUGAAUUAGUGGAAGACCCGAAAAAGCCGCACUGCUUUGACCUACAUGCAAGAGGGAACACUGUUAAAGCUUGCAAGACACAGGCAGAUGGGAAGAAAGUGCAAGGAAACCACCAAUCAUAUCGCUUGUCUGCUACCAGUGGUGAAGAAAGAGAGAGCUGGGUACAGAGCCUCAGAUCCAGCAUUUCUUGGAAUCCUUUCCUUGACCAGGUCACCAUACAGAAGAAAAUAUCAUCAAUCAAAAAGGACCAUUGAAUAAGCAGAACAGCUGUAUGUAUUUCCUUGGAUUAAUUGAACUGGACUGGAGAAAUCUAAAGUCUUAGGCCCGGAUUCAUAGACAUCGGCGCAUUUUUAGGCGGGCGUAGCGCAUCUCAUAUGCGCUACGCCGACAUAAA
Messenger RNA from Rana temporaria (common frog), 1885 nucleotides. It is a transcript of the gene CYTH4, whose product is annotated as cytohesin 4. Lineage: Eukaryota; Metazoa; Chordata; Amphibia; Anura; Ranidae. Gene Ontology annotation, molecular function: guanyl-nucleotide exchange factor activity. Gene Ontology annotation, biological process: regulation of ARF protein signal transduction. The coding region runs from base 492 to 1745 and encodes 417 amino acids. The record is from RefSeq and is a predicted model, not a curated record. The transcript has 13 exons.